CGGCCGCGGUGAUUUCACAUCUGCCCCAAUGGCUUCCUCGCGCUUCGUGCAGCAGCUCGGCCAAGCGUUGCCAAAGGGUGUGAAGCUCUCAGUGCGGCACGUAGCUUGUCCGCCAACACCUUGCGAGCCCAUCUUCUCACCUCCUCCAGGUGAGGGUCCAGAGCCUACCAAAUGCGAGAACCACUUCCUUGCGGUGUCAAUUAGACCCGAGGAAGCUCCUACUGACACUGACAGCGAUGUCGAAUUAUUGAUACUCUCUAUUGAGGUUCUGGUGUACACCACUCGGCGGCUUGCUACCGUCUUUGUGUCUAAGGCCGACUCGACUGGCUAUCUCUACCUUCUAAACCAGCCGCGAGCAAAGUCGUUGACUAGAACCGUUUUCACCGUGUUUCUCUCUUCUCUCCUACGUGAGUAUCAGCGUCCAGGUAUUCGGCUUGUACUAUCUCUCUUCGCAAGGGCCCAAAGUCAGUAUUUGUUUCCUGGCAGCAUAGAGAAUGUGCGCAAACACGUCCUCGAUGAUCGUGGCUUGAUCAAAUGGUGGUGUCGCGUCUUCGACCCGAUCUUACGCGAUUUCGAGCCAGAAAAACACACCACAAACAAAUCAGCCCUGAAGGGGGAAGGACCAGACCAUGCUGAAGCUGUGAACACCACAGCCACCGCAUAUCUCAUUGUUCCCGGCCUCGACCAGCAUGAAACCAGAGCGCUGUUUCCCUCCACAGCAAGGCUUGAUCCUAAGGACAAACCGCGUUGGUUGAAUAGCCACCCGCUUUAUCAAGUGUGUGCGAACCCUGGAGCUCCUCCGCGAUGCCUCGUCCCUCGUUUUCCGGACGACCCCAAAGCGAGAUUCCUUGACGACCUCGAUGAGGAAAUAUUUGGUCACGCUACGACUUCCACCCGAAACAAAACACCUAAAUGCGUACGUGAUAUUAUCGACGUAACCGAAGCCUCGUCUCAAGACCACGCCGCUACCGGGCGGUGGCCAAGUGUCAAGUCUCUCGAAGAGUUCUGGGAAAUGAUGACGUUCAGACAAGAAUGCUCUGCAGGGAGACUAGUUGGGUUCAUAUGGAUGGUUGUUAAUCCUCCAGGUGUUUUAAAGUCAGAUGGGCUGGACAAAGUCGCUUCAGCGAGGACAGGUGAUCUGAUAGGGGGAUCGGUUAAUCCCGGACUCGAAUCAGUUGAAUCGGAGCCACAAACUACUCUUCCUAUUCGAUCGUCUACUGAUCGAAAUGGUGGUACCGUGUUAGGUAAUGAUGAACGUGAUGACAAGGCCCUUUCUCAAACAGAGGACACAUCGGCACCGAAAGCUAAGGAGCUCAUCACGACGGAAACGGGGCACCAGAUUAGUCCAUUUUCUCAAGAGAAGUACACCAUCCUUCUCAGCCCUGAGAACUAUGCCGCAUUAUCUGCUCUUCUACUAAAACUCGACUUCGCCGACAAGGGACUUGCGUUGACCAGCACAAAAUCGUGGCUUGAUAAACUCUCUUCGUUAUCAGGGCGAAGUAACCAUGGCGAGAUAGUAGCCGGUAUAAAUGAGCAACCGUCAGCGUCAGCGGAACACCCGGCAGAUCCGUCAAAUCCGCUGAAUAGUGGCCUGAUAUUCAAGAAACGCAAGCUUCAUUCGGACACCGAUUCAGCUUCAAUGCCUACGCAGCAGGAAUCUAGAACCUCUGUGAAUGUUUUGAGUGCUACGCUGAUACGAAAGAAAAAGAAAACUGGCUAGAUCACUGAUGGCGUCCGUGGUCGCGAAAAUACGGCACGUUUUAUGUCAAUUUUUUCUCAAAAUAUUCUACGAUGGGUUCUUACGACGGAGUUCUUUCACGGCUAGGCAUGGAAAGGGAUGUCUGGGGGCUUAUAGCGCAAAGACUGUGUCUGGAAUCCGAACUGCAUUUUAUAAAAAGGGCUUCGGACACUUCAGCAAUAAUUUCUGAAAAUGCUCCGAACACCCGACUUGGUGAGGUCUGGAGAAGGGCCAUAUUACGAUAAUUGUAUGGAGAAAUUCCCCCCCGUACAGGGUAGAGAAAUUAACAAGAGCAUAAACAUACUCACAAAAUCAG
Coccidioides immitis RS is the source of this 2054-nucleotide messenger RNA. Its product is annotated as DNA damage response protein. Gene Ontology annotation, biological process: DNA damage response. The record is from RefSeq and is a predicted model, not a curated record. The transcript has a single exon. Gene Ontology annotation, cellular component: nucleus. NCBI's taxonomy places the organism in Eukaryota, Fungi, Ascomycota, Eurotiomycetes, Onygenales, Onygenaceae. The coding region runs from base 29 to 1720 and encodes 563 amino acids. Gene Ontology annotation, molecular function: histone H3K56 acetyltransferase activity.